Molecule: messenger RNA, 1659 nt
Organism: Danaus chrysippus (African queen)
Lineage: Eukaryota; Metazoa; Arthropoda; Insecta; Lepidoptera; Nymphalidae
Source: the annotation of a GenBank genome assembly
AUGACCAAUAAUUAUCUUGAAAACAAAAUAUUGAAACAAUUUAAAAAAUCAAUCAAAAUUAUUUCAAAAAAUAAAAAAAAAGUUGUCAUGCAUAAAGAUUGUAGUUUAUUGGAACAUAAUGAUUUGAGGAGACUGGAGGAAAAUCAGGAAGCGGAAGAAUGGGCUCGGCGACAGAGCGGCCCCAUGGUCAACCCUUCCUUCGAGCCCGACGACUUCCUGCCCCAAAGUUUAUCACCGGUCAAAGAUGAGAAAAAAAGGCCAGGAGAUAAAGGAAUAUUCCUUGUUAAUAUGAAAGAAAAAAAUCUUCAAGAAGUUGAAGAAUAUGAACCCUAUGAUAACAGAGUCGUAGAUCAUCCUACAACAAACACAGAAACCCUCCUCCAUCUGCUGAAAGGCAGCUUAGGGACGGGUAUUCUAGCGAUGCCGCACGCAUUUGCUAAAUCUGGCUAUGUUGUCGGAACGAUUGGUACUUUCGUUAUCGGUGUACUGUGCACGUACUGUAUCCACGUGUUGAUGGACUCCUGUUACGCACUGUGCAAGCGGCGGAAGGUCCCAUCUCUUACUUACACCGCCGCAGCUGAAGCAGCGCUCUUAGAGGGACCUGAUUGGUGUAAAGUAUGUGCCCCAUAUGCUGCGCACGUCGUAAAUGCAUUUCUCCUCAUCUAUCAGAUCGGCACAUGUUGUGUGUACGUAGUGUUUGUAUCAGAAAAUAUUCAAUAUGUUAUGACAAAUCAAUUCGGUAUAAGCGUGACCGUUUUUGAAGUAAUGUUAUGGAUACUCAUUCCCCUGAUUCUUAUAAAUUGGGUUCGAGAUUUGAAAUACCUGGCACCGUUCUCAGCCAUUGCAAAUGCAGUCACGAUAGUAAGCUUUGGCAUUAUUUUGUACUACAUAUUCAGAGAAACACCUACUAUAGAAGGAAAGGUUCCCGCCGGAAAAAUAAGUGACUUUCCUCUAUUUUUUGGCACUGUUUUGUUUGCAUUGGAAGCCAUUGGUGUGAUACUUCCUCUGGAGAAUGAAAUGAAGACUCCUAAAGAUUUUGUUGGAAAAUUUGGUGUUCUGAAUCGAGCCAUGAUCAGUAUUAUAAUUCUCUAUGUAGGAAUGGGUAUGUUCGGUUACUUACAGUACGGUAACGAAGCUGCAGGCAGCAUUACUCUAAACCUGCCUUCUAAAACUGAAGUGUUGGCGAGUGUGGUACAAUGUUUAUUAGCAUUUGCAAUCUUUAUAACGCACGGCCUAGCUUGUUACGUUGCCAUCGAUAUUCUUUGGAACGAGUACAUCGGCAACCUUCUUCUGAAUAGCUCACGUCGUUUCAUCUGGGAAUACAUUCUGAGGACUGUCAUUGUAUUAGUCACAUUUGGUAUAGCGGCUGCAGUUCCUGAACUGGAUCUAUUCAUUUCGCUGUUUGGUGCCCUCUGCCUCUCCGCCCUUGGUUUAGCCUUUCCUGCGCUCAUCCAAACCUGCACCUACUGGUACUACGUAUCGGACUCUGAAAGGAUUCGUAUGAUCAUAAAAAAUUCCAUAGUAGUAGUUUUUGGAGCUCUCGGACUAGUUGUCGGAACUUGGACAUCACUAGAGGGUAUUAUCAAUAAAUUUUCCGCACAUGCCCCAGUAUUAAAUGCCACAGACAGCAUCCUCAAUGAAACUAGUUUGCUUCCGUAA